This is a messenger RNA of Pseudo-nitzschia multistriata, 1166 nucleotides long. NCBI's taxonomy places the organism in Eukaryota, Bacillariophyta, Bacillariophyceae, Bacillariales, Bacillariaceae. The record is from the annotation of a GenBank genome assembly.
CAAACACAAACUACUGMAAUCUUUUGGUCACAAAAAUGCAAAAUUCAAAAUUCAUCAAUACAGUGAUGGGCGCGGAAUUGAAACGCUUCAGAUAACGACGGCAACACGGCUCGUGACACCUAGCCUUGCUAAUGUGCUUGAUCUUUUAUCGUUGCGGUUCACAAGAAGYGGGAGUGGACRUUAAGAACAAAAGGCGGAAGGAGACCGGUUCGGAGUCACCUAUUCGGAUGAAAUCACAACGACUCUGUCGUUGGUGGAUUCCGCCUCGCGAACGAAGAAAGAUGGCGAUAACAAUGUGAUGCUAGUGAAGACGAUCCAGCCACUGGUAUUGACUUCCCGGGAGGUAUGGAACUCCUGAAUUAAAAGGAUGCUUCUGUGACGGCAGAACACGAUCCAGUCCUUGAUGCUGUCGAAAUCAUCCGACGAGCCCCUUYGUCAUUGCCGUCAACGUCAACCAGAUUUGGAUUGAUAGCAGUGCUCAAUUCAACAACAACMAAAAUCCCAUCGAUUUCAUCUGAGAUUCGUCCCGCUCUUUAAAAGAUGGAAGAGUCGAGGGAUGAACCGGGGGCAACGACGUGACAGGCAGAAUCGUCUUUUCUUGCGUYUGGACAACCAAAUUGCAAUGUCGUGGAGCCCUUUGCGGCACUGAAGGCUUGCCUCGUGAACAAAACGAAACCCAGAACAUUGAUGCAGCUAUCCAAGACAAUAUCACCCAUCGGAAUUAAGUCUAGUGUUUCCAAGUGUAGUCAUCGCCACCCUUCGCAGAGCGGUCAGUYACUGUCGCCUUUGGAGCACCAGCAAGAAGAGGAACCACACCUAUUUGGCGUUUAUUGCAUGCCAGAGAUGAAGUGUGCCCCUACCUGUGUCCCUACCUGUUUCGACAAAGUAUCUCAAACAACAUAACUGUUGGGAGAAGAGAAGCGAAGACRACGUGUUGCCAACACCACGCUUUGUGGUUAAAGGCGUUCGAGACGGCAGCGACAUAUAUCAUGUACGAAUACAUAUUAGCAGGGAACAAAUGGCGGAUCGGCAAGCACCAGGUACUGCCAUAAUCAUUUCCUUCAUACUACAUUGUACUCAAAUUGGUUUUUAGCAAUACUGAGUUGGAGAGAGACAACACUUCGAAGUACGGUACCAAUCGUAUUAAAUAAUCCAAUUUACAAGUU